ACGCGCGGUGCGGGUCGCGGGCUGAGCUCGGCGCCGGCGCCACUGGCCGGCGAGCCUGGACCGCCCGCCUCUGGUCUCCGAGCGCGCCGCCCGCCCGGCCCCGGGCCUCCACCGCGCCGGCCCGCGCCCGCUGCUGCUCAGCCCGCGGCCGGAGGCAGCGGCCGCAGCGCGGGCUCUGGGGGUCCGCGGGGCCGGGCUGAGUGGCCGGCGCCCGCCCCGAGCCCCCGCCGCCGCCGCCCGGCCGCCUGCCCGGCUUGGCCGCCGCGGCGUCUGGCCGGUCCGCUCCGCUGCGGGCGGGCAGGUCGGGCUGCGGGGCCGCUGCUGCCCGCGCGCCGGGAUUCGGCGUCCCGGGCCUGGCGGCCGGCGAGCAUGGAGGAGAAGUACCUGCCCGAGCUGAUGGCGGAGAAGGACUCGCUGGACCCCUCCUUCACGCACGCCCUGCGCCUGGUGAACCAAGAAAUAGAAAAGUUUCAAAAAGGAGAAGGCAAGGACGAAGAAAAGUACAUUGAUGUGGUGAUUAAUAAGAACAUGAAGCUGGGACAGAAAGUAUUAAUUCCUGUAAAACAGUUUCCUAAGUUCAACUUUGUGGGGAAACUUUUGGGUCCACGUGGCAAUUCUCUGAAGCGUUUACAAGAAGAAACCUUGACAAAAAUGUCCAUCCUUGGAAAAGGUUCCAUGAGAGACAAGGCAAAGGAAGAAGAAUUGAGGAAAAGUGGGGAAGCAAAGUACUUUCACCUGAAUGAUGACCUGCACGUGCUCAUCGAGGUGUUUGCCCCCCCAGCAGAAGCCUAUGCCCGGAUGGGACAUGCUCUGGAAGAGAUCAAAAAGUUCCUCAUCCCUGACUACAAUGAUGAAAUCCGGCAAGCACAGCUCCAGGAACUCACAUAUUUGAAUGGUGGUUCAGAAAAUGCAGAUGUUUCCGUGGUUCGAGGGAAACCCACCUUGCGAACAAGAGGUGUAGCAACUCCAGCAGUAACCAGGGGAAGAGGAGGAGUUACAGCCCGGCCUGUUGGAGUUGGUGUACCAAGAGGGACGCCAGCUCCCAGGGGAGUGCUUUCUACCCGAGGACCAGUGAGCCGAGGAAGAGGACUUCUUACUCCCAGGGCAAGAGGAAUUCCCCCAACUGGGUACAGAGCUCCACCACCACCUCCAACACAAGAGACCUAUGGAGAAUAUGACUAUGAUGAUGGUUAUGGCACUGCUUACGAUGAACAGAGUUACGAUUCCUAUGAUAACAGCUACAGCACCCCAGCCCAAAGUGGAGCAGAUUACUAUGACUAUGGACAUGGACUCAGUGAGGAGACUUACGACUCCUAUGGGCAAGAAGAGUGGACUAACUCAAGACACAAGGCACCUUCAACGAGGACUGCAAAGGGCGUCUAUAGAGACCAGCCAUAUGGCAGAUACUGAUUGUACUGUCUGAUGUUGUGAAAUAGCCAAUCGCCACCCGUCCUGUAUACUGUUCAAAGUAAUUUUUUCUAUGAACAAUCCCUUUUUAAAUAAAUCAAAAUGCGUAAAACCUGAAUGGAUGGAACUUAAAACUUUGUUUGAAACAUCAACUUGGUCAGGGAAAAAAAAAAAACAUGUAAAAUUUUGUUAUUUCCAGUCUGUAUAUGAAAAAAAUAGGUCAUCAAAAGGAAAAAAAAAACUUUGAUUAACUAGUGUUAAACAAAAAGAUAGGUUUACUAAAUAUGUUAAUCCAUUCUUUUAACAUAAGCCUCUCCUUUCAUUUUAAAGGUUUCCAUAGAAUUUAGUUAUUUUAUCUUUCAGCCAUAUGCUAGUUUUUUUUUCUCUUGCCAACAUGCGUAAAAAGGGAAGCCAAUUACAAGUGCAAAUAAUGUGGUAUUCUUUUGUAACUCCAGUCUUGAAAUGUUCUGUAGUGUUAAGCAAAGUCUCCUCUUGCUUGAUACUAAAUAAACUUUUGAAAGAAA
Molecule: messenger RNA, 1931 nt
Organism: Castor canadensis (American beaver)
Lineage: Eukaryota; Metazoa; Chordata; Mammalia; Rodentia; Castoridae
Gene: Khdrbs3
Product: KH RNA binding domain containing, signal transduction associated 3
Biological process (GO): regulation of alternative mRNA splicing, via spliceosome
Cellular component (GO): nucleus
Molecular function (GO): mRNA binding
Source: RefSeq, a predicted model, not a curated record